AUAUCAGUAUUGAAGGAGUAUAAAAGGAAUAGAAUUCAGGGUUCCUCUAUCAGAUAUUGUUGAAUCUUCUCAUCGACAACUUGAUUGAUUUUUAAUUGUGAACGCAAAAAAUGGAGAGUAUGGGAGCAUAUUGUGUCAAAAUGUGGUUGCUACUUUUGGUGGCUUACUUGUGUUCAACCGUCCAAUGCGAUCCUGAGCCAAAACGUGAUUUCUCAUUUCCAAAUCCGGGAACGCCUCCCUUCAAUCCCCAUGGAUCACCACUUCCUCGUCCCUUCCCAAGUCCACCCAAACCAUGGGGUCCAGUUGAUUUUCCGGUUCGAUUCCGUCGUUCACCUCAGGGUUCAGUCCAAGGAGGUGUCACCAUUCCUGAACAUGGACGCCCUCAACUCAAUUUGGAUUACAACCACAAAAUAAUUGAUGACGGUAAAUCAACAUUGAACGGUUUCGGUGGAGUUUCUAGCCCGGAUCUGAAACAUUUCCAGCCACACGCUGGUCUCAAUUAUGAAUACAGGCCGAACAAUGAUUUCUUCGUGAGAGGACAAGGAAGUGUUCAGCCACUGCCAGGUGGACGAUUCGAUCCUCAAAUCGGGAUUGGAAUGGGCUGGAGAUUCCGUCGUUCCCCCCAGGGUGGAAUCCAAGGAGGUGUCACCAUCCCUGAACAUGGACGCCCUCAACUCAAUUUGGAUUAUAAUCACAAAAUAAUUGAUGACGGUAAAUCAACGUUAAACGGUUUCGGUGGAGUUUCUAGCCCGGAUCUUAAACAUUUCCAGCCACACGCUGGUCUCAAUUAUGAAUACAGGCCGAAUAAUGAUUUCUUCGUGAGAGGUCAAGGAAGUGUUCAGCCAUUGCCAGGUGGACGAUUCGAUCCUCAAAUUGGAAUUGGAAUGGGCUGGAGAUUCCGUUAAAUUAAGAAAUUAAAUUUACAAUAAAUAUAUAGUAU
Messenger RNA from Fopius arisanus, 940 nucleotides. RefSeq lists its product as uncharacterized. Bases 111 to 905 code for a protein of 264 amino acids. NCBI's taxonomy places the organism in Eukaryota, Metazoa, Arthropoda, Insecta, Hymenoptera, Braconidae. The record is from RefSeq and is a predicted model, not a curated record. The transcript is spliced from 3 exons.